Molecule: messenger RNA, 243 nt
Organism: Lottia gigantea (owl limpet)
Lineage: Eukaryota; Metazoa; Mollusca; Gastropoda; Lottiidae
Exons: 1
Source: RefSeq, a predicted model, not a curated record
UAUCCUGAUACAAAGACUAUGCUAAAAAAUAUAUCACGAUACAAAGACUAUGCUAAAAAAUAUAUCACGAUACAAAGACUAUGUUUAAAAGUAUAUCACGAUACAAAGACUAUGUUUAAAAGUAUAUCACGAUACAAAGACUAUGCUAAAAAAUAUAUCACGAUACAAAGACUAUGUUCAAAAAUAUAUCAUGAUACAAAGACUAUGCUAAAAAAUAUAUCACGAUACAAAGACUAUGUUUAA